Molecule: messenger RNA, 2251 nt
Organism: Etheostoma spectabile (orangethroat darter)
Lineage: Eukaryota; Metazoa; Chordata; Actinopteri; Perciformes; Percidae
Product: metal transporter CNNM4-like
Exons: 9
Coding region: 54-1973 (639 amino acids)
Biological process (GO): magnesium ion transport; magnesium ion homeostasis
Cellular component (GO): plasma membrane
Molecular function (GO): sodium ion transmembrane transporter activity; magnesium ion transmembrane transporter activity
Source: RefSeq, a predicted model, not a curated record
UCUUGGACAUGAGUAAAUGACGUCAGCCCGGGUCACCGAGCAGUGAAACAAACAUGGCGACAGAAUGGAGCGGGCAGCAGGGUUACACUCUCACUGUCAUCAUCUUCCUGUGGAGCGCGGUCGGCGGCCGCACGGAGACGACGGCGGCGUCCGGGGGCGGCGGGGGCGGCAGCCAGGUGCUCGGCAUGCGGCUGGAGAGGAGCGACAAGCCGUCCGGCACCAAUGACGAUGGUGUCAUCCAGGUGACUGAGGAGAGCUCCGUGCAGCUCCGGUUUUACGGGGUGCAGCUCCACUCGGGCGCCUGGACGCAAAUCCGCUUCACGGAGCUGACGGACGGCGGCGAAGGGGAGGAAGAGGACGCGGUGGCGGCGGCGAGGGGGAGCGGCAGCGGCAUGAUGGAGGCGCCGGACAGGACUUGUGUUGAUUUCACGAAGGACAUCAGCGUCGGGACCUUCAUGAACGUCACAAGUCGAGGCACGUCGGGGCUACUCACGGUUCACGUUAAGCCGCUCCGCAAGAGCGAGCCGAAGAAGGAGUACGCCCUGUGCACGCGGAGCGCGGACGGGAGCAGGUGGGUGCUGCUGGGGGACAGCGAUGGCAGGCUGCUGGUGCUGGAGGAGAAGAAGUCCCUGCUGCCCAUCUGGCUCCAGGCCAUCCUCAUCGCCUGCCUGCUCGUGCUCUCUGGCAUGUUCAGCGGGCUGAACCUCGGGCUGAUGGCGCUGGACCCCAUGGAGCUGCGCAUCGUGCAGAGCUGCGGCACCGAGAAGGAGAAGAAGUACGCCCGAAAGAUCGAACCCAUCCGCAGCAAGGGGAACUAUCUUCUCUGUUCUCUGCUGCUAGGCAACGUCCUGGUGAACACCACGCUCACCAUCCUGCUCGACGACCUCACCGGGUCCGGUUUGGGGGCCGUGGUGGCUUCCACCGUGGGGAUUGUGAUUUUCGGGGAGAUCGUGCCCCAGGCGCUGUGCUCGCGCCACGGACUCGCCGUGGGAGCCGACACCAUCCUGGUGACGAAGUUCUUCAUGUUCCUCACGUUCCCGGUGUCCUUCCCCGUCAGCAAGCUGCUGGACUUCAUGCUGGGCGAGGAGAUCGGGAUCGUGUACAACCGGGAGAAGCUGGUGGGGAUGCUGAAGGUGACGGAGCCCUACAACGACCUGGUGAAGGAGGAGCUGAACAUGAUCCAGGGCGCCCUGGAGCUGCGGAACAAGACGGUGGAGGACGUGAUGACGCCCACCGACCACUGCUUCAUGAUCCAGGCCGACGCCGUGCUCGACUUCAACACCAUGUCUGAGAUCAUGGAGAGCGGCUACACGCGCAUCCCCGUGUACGACGACGAGCGCUCCAACAUCGUGGACAUCCUGUACGUGAAGGACCUGGCCUUCGUGGACCCGGACGACUGCACCACCCUGAAGACCAUCACCAAGUUCUACAACCACCCGGUGCACUUCGUGUUCCACGACACCAAGCUGGACGCCAUGCUGGAGGAGUUCAAGAAAGGUAAAUCCCACCUGGCCAUCGUCCAGAAGGUGAACACGAGGGGGAGGGCGACCCUUUCUACGGGUGCUGGAUUGGUCACGCUGGAGGACGUCAUCGAGGAGAUCAUCAAGUCCGAGAUCCUGGACGAGUCCGACCUCUACACUGACAACAGAAACAGGAAAAAGGUGGACCCCAAUAAAAACAAGCCCGACUUCUCGGCCUUCAAGAACAACGCAGACAGUAAAGUGAAGAUCUCUCCUCAGCUCAUGCUGGCCGCUCAUCGUUUCCUGGCAACAGAGGUGAACCUGUUCAGCCCGUUCCAGGUCACAGAGAAAGUCCUGCUGAGGAUCCUGCGACACCCUGACGUCAUCCAGGAGCUCAAGUUCAACGAGAACGACAAGCGCUCGCCGCAGCACUUCAUCUACCAGAGAGGCAAACCUGUGGACUACUUCGUUCCUCAUUCUGCAGGGACGGGUGGAAUUGGACUGGAAAUGUAAAACAUGAAGUUUGAAAACCGGCCCGCUCUUACUAUGAGUCAUGUGCUCGGCUCACAUCACUGGCCGUCACCCCCCCUCUCUCCCCAACGGUGGCGUCCCCCCCUCCACGACGCCUUUCUCUUAAGAGGUUUUCUCUCUUCUCUCGUUUCCCAGAGUUUCGAUCUCCUUCACACGGGGCCAACCUCAACCGCUCGGCGUCUCUGAGCUGCACCGAGCGCCCCCCGGAAAGCGGCUCCGUCGGCGGGAGCGUGACCCAGAUGCCCGGCACCCCCUUCCAG